Molecule: messenger RNA, 1545 nt
Organism: Mycena citricolor
Lineage: Eukaryota; Fungi; Basidiomycota; Agaricomycetes; Agaricales; Mycenaceae
Source: the annotation of a GenBank genome assembly
AUGCCAAAUCAGCACAAGCAAGUUCCAUCUGCCGAGUAUCUCCAUGAGUACAUCGACAAGUACUGGAACAUGGGCAAGAACGACCUGGAGAUUCUCGAACUCCUCAAGAAGCAUCACAUUGAUCUUAACAAAUAUGGCCUUGAAAUUGCAACAUUCCGCAAAAUUCGCGAUGGGCUUGGGUAUCGUCGCACUCGGAAGCAAGGCCAUACUGUUGAUUCAAUCCAUGCUGCCGUUGUCAAACUUCGUGCCAUGUAUCCAAAGGCAGGUGGGCGUGAAAUGGUCAACUUGCUGAAGUUUGAAGAAAAGAUUCAUGUAUCAAGGCCAGUGCUCAUGGAGUACUUUCAUAUCCAUGAGCCGAUGCAAGUUCGAGAACGUCGACGGGGCCAUUUCCGACGCAAGCGGUUCUGGGCUGCGGGUUCAAAUGAUCUCUGGGCUAUGGACCAGCACGAUAAAUGGAAGUACAAAUUCGGCCUCGCGCUUCACACCGGAAUCGACCCUUUCAUUGGCGUGAUCCACUGGAUGAAGGUUUGGUGGAACAAUAGUAAUCCCCGACUCAUUCUAAAGUACUAUCUCAAUGUUAUUGAGGCGCUUGGUUUUAUGCCCCUGGUCAUGCAGAGUGACCCGGGUAAUGAGAACACUGCUGUCGCUAAUGGUCACACUCUCAUUCGGCAAUAUCAAGAUCCUGAUCUGCGCGGCCAGCUACAGCAUCGCUGGAUGCGAGAGAAGAAGAAUAUCACUCCAGAGAUUGCCUGGAGCCAACUGCGUCGACGGUUUACACCAGGAUUUGAGAACCUUCUUGAUAUCGGUCUUCUGGAGGGGUGGUAUGAUCCCAAGAUCCUCCUCGAGGCGCUGGUAUUUCGAUGGGUUUUCAUUCCCUGGCUUCAGGCCGAACUCGAUGCUUACAGGAAUCGUGUCAACAACACCCGGAAGCGCCGCGAUCGAAACAAAGUUCUCCCAAACGGUGUCCCCAUGCACAUGUUUGAGUAUCCUGAGGACUAUGCGAUUUUAGACUUCAAAAUCAAAGUUGAUCCUGCAGCCAUUGAGAUGGUGCGCGAGUUGUACGCUCCCCCUGAACUGCAAAUCUUCGAAUUGGUGCCACCUGACUUCCACCACAUCAUCUCCGACUUCUACGUGAAAAUUGGCUCCCCUGUGAUUGAUCGAGGUAGUUGUUGGGACGUCUACCUCCAGCUUCUGUCGAAGUUUCGACAGCUUGACCAGGCUCAUGGGGUAGAAGCCAGCGCUGACGAAAAAUGGGGCUACACAUUGACUCAAGCAGCGGACAACUACGAGGGAGAGGUAGAACUGCUUGCUGGUCUUCAAGAACUGCGUGGUGGAGAAGGUGUAAUUGGACAAGAUGGUUCAUAUUACAUGGGUGGUGUGAACGGCGGUGACGGCUUAGACGAUAUUCACUACAAUAGGCUCAAUUCUAUGAUCGAUAAUAUUGAGCCGGAUGUGGGUGGGCCUGCAGGUGACGAUGAAGAGUUAUUUGCCUGGUUCUCAGACGAGGAAAGCCCGGAAGAUUUCGAGAACGCGGAUCAAUGGUAG